AUGCAGACCGAGUCGGCGGCGCCCGUCGGCGUGGAUGGGGUCAAGGUCGAAUCCGGCGCCGCCCCCGCGACCGCGGGAACCACCGAACCCGAGGGUACGGGCGCGUCGAUCUCGAUGGAGGGUCUGACGGAUGAGCAAAAAUACGAGCUCGAGGUGGCGGAGUACCGUCGCAAGAUGGUGGUGUACGAGCAGGAGAAGGCCAAGUACGACGCGGAGAUGGCGGUGUACAACAAGAAGGUGAAGGAGACGCACAAGCAAGUGGCCGAGAAGGUGAGCGCGUCGAACAAGCUGGCGUGCCGCCCUCUCACCGAGGUGCCGUUCGCCUCGCUCAAAGACGCCAUCGAGAGGCUCCUGCCCUACCACAUCUACGAGGCGCCCGACGAGGACGAGGCGCACCACGGGCUGGUACCUCCCAUCGUGGAGAGGAGGAAACGGAAGGACGGCGAGGGCGUGAGGACGGCGGCGGAGGCGAAGAAGGAAAACGGCGAAAAGAAGGAUGGGGAUGACGAUGGAGAGGCGAGGGAGGGCGACGACUCAGCCGAGGACACGACGGAGGAGGUUGAGGUGUGCCCGGCUCGAUCGCGGACCCAGGCGUGGUCGGAGCUGUGCGCGCAGUACGCCAGGGAUUUCAAGCGGGAGUUGGACGACAAGAGGAGGCGGGUGGACGCGUUUGACGCGGGGAUUUGGUCCGCCUCAGACGCGGGCGACGGCUCGGGCGUGGAGACGAUCUCGGGCGCCGGCCGAGACAAAACUGUGGGUCCGUCCGCGCUGAGGCCGGAGGAGGCGUACGUGGCGGAGAUGUUGGCGUUCGAGGAGACGAAACGACGGCACGAGGAGCUGCGGGCGGAGGUGAGGCGGGCCGAGGCGGAGGUGAGACGGUUCAGGGACGAGCAGCUGGCUCGGCUGGCAAACAGGGAAAUCGUCGACGGCGCGACGGCGUCCGGCGACGCGGGCAAGUCUGGGGAACCGGACCCGUCGCGGCCGGACGUGCCGAAACCAUCGACGAACGUCCUUCCCGGCGUGCCGAUCGCGAGGGCGGACUGA
Messenger RNA from Micromonas commoda, 1044 nucleotides. RefSeq lists its product with no specific name. The record is from RefSeq and is a predicted model, not a curated record. Bases 1 to 1044 code for a protein of 347 amino acids. The transcript has a single exon. NCBI's taxonomy places the organism in Eukaryota, Viridiplantae, Chlorophyta, Mamiellophyceae, Mamiellales, Mamiellaceae.